This is a messenger RNA of Cyphellophora europaea CBS 101466, 1944 nucleotides long. RefSeq lists its product as uncharacterized. Bases 1 to 1944 code for a protein of 647 amino acids. The record is from RefSeq and is a predicted model, not a curated record. Gene Ontology annotation, cellular component: protein phosphatase type 2A complex. NCBI's taxonomy places the organism in Eukaryota, Fungi, Ascomycota, Eurotiomycetes, Chaetothyriales, Cyphellophoraceae. The transcript has 4 exons. Gene Ontology annotation, biological process: signal transduction. Gene Ontology annotation, molecular function: protein phosphatase regulator activity.
AUGAAGGGUUUCAGACAGAGAGUGCUAUCGCGAGCCAAAGACUCCAACAAGUCCUCUAAGAAGAAAGAUUCGAAUAAUUCCGGGACUGCCUCUCCGCUCUCCUCUGCCGCUACUGGAGACUCGAGAUCGCCCAGCAAUUCUACCACCGCAACGCCUACGUCUUCCACAACGAAUGUCUCCGACAUAAGAGGGAAGGGCCCAUCCAAUGAGGCCGGGCAAAAUCAUCAUGCGAAUGCCGCUCACCAUACCAGUCCGAGUAACCUACCUUUCAAUGCGGUUCCUGCUGGCGGCGCCGGUGGACCAGCGACGCCGGGCAGAGGCCCUGGGCAGUUAACCCCGAGCGUCGUUAUCAGCCCGAGUGCUCCUCAUGUUCCCGGUCCAGGUGCUACCGAGACAAUGCCUCACGAUCUCGCUCCACCCAAAGCUGGUCAGAAAUCGCUGCUCUUCGACCGGUUACAGCAGACCCCCAAAGAUGUGCCUGAGGGUAUCCGCACUCCCAAGCGGCAACACUCAUCCAGAUUUGAUGUUUCCGACCAAAAGGCAAGAGAUUUGGAGAAGUUGCCCGGUUUCCACGAAGUUCCUCCCAACCGCAGGCAGGAGCUGUUCAUGCAGAAGAUCGACCAGUGCAACAUCAUCUUUGACUUCAAUGACCAGACUGCCGACAUGAAGUCGAAGGAAAUCAAACGCCUCGCCCUGCAUGAGCUACUGGAUUACGUUGCGAACAACCGAUCUGUCAUCACUGAGCCUAUGUAUCCCAAGGUGGUGGAAAUGUUCAGCAAAAAUCUUUUUAGGCCUGUGCCUCCGCCGGUAAAUCCACAAGGCGACGCUUUCGAUCCCGAAGAAGAUGAACCUGUCCUCGAGGUAGCAUGGCCUCACAUCCAAGUCGUUUAUGAAUUCUUUCUACGCUUCAUCGAGUCACAGGACUUCAACACGAACAUCGCCAAGGCUUACAUAGACCACCAAUUCGUUCUGCAAUUACUCGAGCUUUUUGACUCCGAGGAUCCACGGGAGCGAGACUUCCUCAAGACAACCCUUCACCGUAUUUAUGGCAAGUUCCUGAACUUGCGGUCUUACAUCCGAAGGUCCAUCAACAACGUCUUCUUCCAAUUCAUCUACGAAACCGAGAGAUUCAACGGCAUUGCUGAGCUGUUGGAGAUCCUUGGUUCCAUCAUUAAUGGCUUCGCGCUACCUCUGAAAGAAGAGCACAAACUCUUUCUGACUCGAGUACUCCUUCCUAUGCACAAGGUCAAGAGUCUGAGCAUGUAUCACCCGCAGCUCGCAUAUUGCAUCGUGCAGUUCCUCGAAAAGGACUCUGCUCUGACUGAAGAGGUGGUGCUUGGGUUACUCCGGUAUUGGCCCAAAGUCAACAGCACGAAAGAAGUCAUGUUUCUCAACGAGGUUGAAGACAUCUUCGAGGUGAUGGAUCCCGCCGAAUUUGCCAAAGUUCAAGAACCAUUGUUCAAUCAACUGGCCAAGUCUGUUGCCAGCCCUCACUUUCAGGUUGCUGAACGUGCCCUCUACUUCUGGAACAACGAGUACUUCUGCAAUCUUGUUAGCGAUAAUGUCGAGACCAUCCUUCCUAUCAUGUUUGCUCCUUUGUACGAGAAUUCCAAAGGCCACUGGAACAGAACUAUACAUGGAAUGGUCUAUAACGCCAUGAAGCUCUUCAUGGAGAUCAACCCUCAGCUAUUCGAUGAUUGCUCUCACGAUUACAAUGAGCUGCAAAACAGCGCAGACAAGCGAGAACAGGCUAGAAAAGCAAAAUGGGACAAGCUGGAUGAGCAAGCAACGAAGAUGAAAGCGGGCGUGGGGUUGGCGCCGCCCAAGCCCAAAGCCGACACGGAUGCCACGCAAGAUAGCCAACAGCGCCUGGAUGCGCUGAAGCUGCAUGACGAGUCUACGGCGGUCAAACAGACUUCGGUGAGUCUUCCUCUGGGUGCAUGA